GGCGUUUCCUGAAACAUGGCGGCUCUCGAAGCGGCUGCUGAACCGGUAACGGGGGUAGCGGCCGUUGGACCAAAGGCGAAGGACGAAGAGGAGGAGGAAGAGGAGUCGCUUCCGCCGUGCGAGGCAGUGCGCUGGGCGCCGGUGGGGGCGGUGGCAGAGGCCGGGCCCGGGGCGGCGGCGUUCUCGGAAGAGGCGGCGGUCGAGGAGCCCGGAGCGGCCCCGGGCUCCCCACCGGACUCGCCGGGCCGGACGCUGCGGCGGCUGCGGGCCGAGCGGCGGCGGCUGGACUCGGCGCUGCUCGCGCUGUCCUCGCAUUUCGCGCAAGUGCAGUUCCGCCUGCGGCAGGUGGUGCGCGGGGCGCCGGCGGAGCAGCAGCGCCUCCUGAGCGAGCUCGAAGACUUUGCUUUCCGCGGCUGCCCUCACGUCCUGGGUUACGGGAGCCCAGAGGACCCCGCCAGCGAUGAUGGCGACGGGAUGCCGGGGGACCGGCCACGGUUGCGGGGCGAGGACCAGAGUGAGCAGGAGAAACGGGAACAUCUGGAAACCCAAAGGGAGAAGCAGAAGGAACUGAUACUGCAGCUCAAAACGCAGCUCGAUGACCUGGAGACGUUUGCCUAUCAGGAAGGCAGUUACGACUCCCUGCCACAGUCCGUGGUCUUGGAAAGGCAGCGGGUGAUCAUCGAUGAGUUAAUAAAGAAACUGGACAUGAAUCUGAACGAGGACCUCAGUUCACUGUCCACUGAGGAGCUUCGGCAGCGUGUGGAUGUAGCUGUAGCUCAGAUCGUCAACCCAGCCCGAGUGAAAGAACAGCUGGUUGAGCAGCUGAAAACUCAGAUCCGAGACCUCGAGAUGUUCAUCAGCUUCAUCCAAGAUGAAGUAGGAAGCCCAUUACAGACAGGUAGUGGACACUGUGAGUGCAAGGCCAGUGGGAAGACAGGAAACGGCUCCUGCAGAACUGGCAGCAGCAGACCACCUCCAGGAAACAGCAAAACGAAGGCAGAAGACAUGAAGAGCGUUCGCGAGACAGGGCUGCACCUGAUGCGGCGAGUGCUGGCGGUGCUCCAGAUCUUCGCCGUUAGCCAGUUCGGUUGCGCCACGGGCCAGAUCCCGCGGACCCUGUGGCAGAGGGACCAGGCUGACAGGGACUACUCUCCCUUAUUGAAGAGGCUGGAGGUGUCAGUAGACAGGGUGAAGCAGCUGGCCUUGAGGCACCAGGCGCACGACCAUUUCAGCAGCUCCGCCAGCCUCCAGGACCUCUCUCUGGGAGGCAAGGAUGAGCUGACCGUGGCUGUGCGGAAGGAGCUGACUGUGGCCGUGAGGGACCUGCUGGCCCAUGGACUGUACGCCUCUUCACCGGGGAUGAGCCUCGUCAUGGCCCCCAUCGCCUGUCUGCUGCCGGCCUUCUCCUCGGCCCCCGAGGCCAUGCACCCCUGGGAGCUCUUUGUAAAGUACUACCACGCUAAGAACGGCCGUGCUUACGUGGAAUCCCCUGCCCGGAAGCUCUCACAGUCCUUCGCCCUGCCUGUCAUGGGAGGCAGUGUGGUGACGCCCAAGCAGAGCCUGCUGACAGCCAUCCACGUGGUGCUGACAGAGCACGACCCGUUUAAGCGCAGUGCAGACUCGGAGCUGAAGGCCUUGGUGUGCAUGGCGCUGAAUGAGCAGCGUCUCGUGUCCUGGGUGAACCUCAUCUGCAAGUCGGGGUCGCUCAUCGAGCCCCACUACCAGCCCUGGAGCUACAUGGCACACACGGGCUUUGAGAGUGCCCUCAACCUGCUUAGCCGCCUUAGCAGCCUCAAGUUCAGCCUCCCUGUAGACCUGGCUGUGCGCCAGCUCAAGAACAUCAAAGAUGCCUUUUGAUGAGAAUGCCCUGGCCCCAGACCAGCAUCUUGCUCAGUAAGGAUAGAUGGUUAGUCUUCUAGGAUAAGAGCAAGAAUUAGGAGGAGGGGCUAAAGACAUUUUCCCUAGCCAGAUGAUGCAAAGUCUCUCUCCCCCAUCAACUUAGCAUCUCAGAAAGAUAUGCUGGAGACCCUCUUGUUAAAAGGUUCUGCCCUGGCGUGUAACCACGGUGUACAUGUGAGCACAUAUACUUGAGCCUGUUGAAAAGAAGUCGGUCAUGGCACACACUCUUCACGCCAUGUCUGAUUUGUAGAAAAUCCAGGUUGCUGUAACCAUUCUCUUCACAGUGGUGAGGGACAGCAUGAGUGAGUUGCGAGCCACCUUCCUUCACUUGAAGCAGGUUUGAGAGAGUCCUAGGUCAGAAUUCACAUUCCUUUUGUGAAUACUGAUGCCUCUUUCUUCCUGACCCCAAGGUCAGGGGAGGCCGUGUGCGUUCCAUAGCUGCCUCUAAAACCAGGAGUGGGAAUAUCUGAGAACAGCAUUUCUAAGGGUGUUUACCACAGUUGAUUUUUUUUUUUUUUUUUUU
This is a messenger RNA of Delphinapterus leucas (beluga whale), 2422 nucleotides long. RefSeq names its product RUN domain containing 1 (gene RUNDC1). The record is from RefSeq and is a predicted model, not a curated record. Lineage: Eukaryota; Metazoa; Chordata; Mammalia; Artiodactyla; Monodontidae.